Molecule: messenger RNA, 2691 nt
Organism: Dentiscutata erythropus
Lineage: Eukaryota; Fungi; Glomeromycota; Glomeromycetes; Diversisporales; Gigasporaceae
Source: the annotation of a GenBank genome assembly
AUGAAGAUCCUGUUAUACAAUGGAACAUUUACAUUUAUUGCCAUUUUCCUGUUUGCCCUUUUACCAACGGGACUUACGCAAAAUACCGUAAAAUAUUCAGAACUUACCUACACAGAAACGUCUAGACAGCCUAACCUUACUGGAGAACAACCUUUUGUCUUAUUUAUUACACAUUAUCAAGACAGUGCGGAUACGGCAGUUAUUCGCAUCAGUCGAAUGAAUUACUUCAAUUACUUCACUAAUAAUUAUUGUUAUGAGCAGAGGCUAUUACUUCGUGUUAUUCAAGCAAAUGGAAGUGUCAUUGAAAUAAAUUUCGAUAACAUUGAAGAAAUACAAGAUAUUAAUUAUUGCUAUGUUAAUGCUAAAAGUCCUAUAAGCAUAUACCCAUUGUUUGACAAAUACAUUCUGGUGUCAUACGCUCAUGCAACUGAUACCUCUGAUAAUACAACUUUUAUGGAUAGGGGAAUGGUUUUAGAUUGGAAUGGGAGAAUUAUAAGUAAAAUCGAUUUUGGACCAUCAUACUUAGCCCCAGGCACCAAUGCAUGGAUUCCAAAUGAAUUUAUAGUAAAUAAUAUCUUCCCUAAAAGGGGAUUUUUGCGUCUAUCUGCGGUUAACGGGACAAGUGAUUUUGAAUGGAGUCAAUAUGCAUAUAAUGGCAAUGGAAGUUUCAGUUUAUUACAAAGUGAUAGAGUCCAUAGUAUAGAUUUUACCAGCUUUCAAGUUACCGUACUUGCUACCAUAAGUGGUGGUUAUGCAAUUGUGCAUGCUAAUACAACCAGAAGGAAUGCAACCUCUAAUACGUUAUCUGAUCAAUUUAUUGCGAGUGCAGGGUUAUAUGCCAUAAUAUUGGAUUAUAAUCAAACAAAUACAGGCAAACCCAUUAUUCUACACGAGAUGCCUACUCCUAAUAUUGAUAUAACAUUCAGCUAUUUAUACUGCUCUGUUGAUUAUGUUUACAUUGGACACACAUGUGUUUUAGCUGGAAGGUCAACUAAUAGUACUAUAAUAAUUAUAACUCCGACUACGACCGCAGCCGUACCGGUUACUACCACUGUAGUAACAACUACUCCAUUUUAUAUAUCGACACGUUUUCUUUCCGCCGGAUCUGUACUAAAAUUGGAUCCAGUAUUUAAUAUAUCGUUAAACAGCGUAUCAAAUAUCAGAACAUUGCCUCUUGGUGGAUAUGCAUUAACGUCACGAACAUAUUAUUUACAAGUUAUAAAUUUCACUUUUGAUCUUUAUGAUGAAGAUAAUAACCUGUUCAAUUAUAACUUUCCAAUAAAACCUAUUACUGCAAAUUUAGUUGGCGCAUUUGACAUAUUACAAAAUAAUACGAUGAUAGUAGCACUAAAUGAGACAACUUCUUCUUGGCGUCUUCUUUCAAUCGAUCUGCCUAAACUUGCUCCAUAUAUCGAUAGCGGUUAUGGUAAUUUACAUGUAAACUCAACAUAUCCUCAAAAAGGCUUCAAUAAUCUUUCAUUGAAUACCGAAGGGAUUAGUAUCAUGUUUAAUGAUCGCAUCUCAUUCUCGUUUACGGAUGCCAAUUUAACCAUCCAUCAGAUAAUUAACAAAACUGAUAUUCUUCGACAAUCAAUUAAUUCAAGAACUUGUAAUAUCCUGGGAAGUCUACGAUUAACAACCAAUGGAACUCAAUAUUUUCAAGGAUUGAAUAGCUCAGAACGACAUGAUUUUUUCACUAAUUUAAUAAAUGAACUCGUAAUGAUAAUUCCGACAAAGGAAAGAAGAUUGAAAUCAAAUGAGCAUAGUCAAUUUGAUACAUCUUCUAUCGAACCGAAAAUUCUUAUUUCGCUUUCCAUUAUUGCAGCAAAAAGUGGUGAUAAAAAGAAUGCUACAGCGAUGAGAGAUGAUUUAGAUCUAUUGAUAUCAAAUAAAAUAUACACAAACAUAUCAAGGGGGCCUACCACAAAUUAUUUAGAUGAAACUUAUGGAUAUAAGCCAAAUGCGUCAGCAGCAGAGUUCUUUGAUUUACAUAAGACAAAGAUUAUUCUAUUAUUUGUAGCUGUAUUUCUAUUUUUAUUAUUGUUCAUAAUAGCCAGGUUUAAGUCACCAGAGAGUGAAAAUUUCGCAAUUUUCCAACUUUGUAUUGCUUUAUUUCGUAUUGGCACCCUUACAGCAUUUGUUUUUACUGAUGCUAAAGGUAUCCAAAAUCUAUACAUACCAAGUAUGAUAUUUUUAGUAGUUCCCGCAGUAUUCAAUCUAAUUUUAGCAUCUUCAAUACUAUUUAUGGAGAAGGAUACAAAAUUUAUUGAAUGGUUUGCAAAAUAUGGAAGAAUUGCUACUUCAUUCGCAUUAUUAUCUAGCUCAAGUAUUGAUGUGCUACUAGUAUUAAAAUCGUAUUUAUUGAAAUUUGAACUUUUCAAUGCACCAUUCUCAGAUAAGUCAUUGAAAUUGAUUUUUUGGGGGUCUUGCACUGACAUUCUUUUGGCAGAUAUUCCACAGCUUGUUAUUCAGAUAUUUUAUGUUCUUUAUAGCGUCGAAAUCGAUAUUUUAUUAAUAUUCUCUUUAAUAGCAUCAGGCCUUUCGGUGCUUUCCAAUUUGCUUAGCAAAUUAUUCUUUAUUAAAUUCAAAGCAUAUUCACCUUAUUUAAGCACUUUAUAUGUGCAUCAUACUCUCGAAUCAAAGGAUUUGGAUGAUUAUAAGCCAACCGAGGAACUGAAUAAAGACAUAUAA